AUGUAUGCAUGCCCGCCCCAUCCUCACAAUUCCUCUCUAUAUAUUGCUUAAUCUUUCAUAUGCUUCUUCACAAUUAAUUCUCACACUUUCUUGGAAUAGCUUAAAGCAAGAUAUUUAUAGAUUUAGUUAUAUGGCCACCUUUAUUAAAUUAUUUGUUAAUACACUAUUUAUUAUGUCUCUCUUAGCUAGUGCUAACAAUGCACAACUUAUUAAUAACUUCUAUGGCAAAACUUGUCCUAGCCUCCAAACCAUUGUGCGUAAUACAAUGACCAAUGCUAUCAAAACAGAAGCUCGGAUUGGUGCUUCUAUACUUCGCUUAUUCUUCCAUGAUUGCUUUGUAAAUGGAUGUGAUGCAUCAAUUUUAUUAGACGACACUGUGACGUUUGUUGGUGAGAAAAAUGCUGCACCUAACAAAAAUUCAGCUAGGGGUUUCGAAGUGAUUGAUACCAUUAAAACCAGUGUUGAAGCUGCUUGCAAUGCUACUGUCUCUUGUGCAGAUAUUCUAGCACUUGCAGCAAGAGAUGGAGUUUUUUUGCUUGGAGGACCCACAUGGGUAGUACCACUUGGGAGAAGAGAUGCAAGAACAGCAAGCCAAAGUGCAGCCAACAGCCAAAUCCCUUCACCAUUUUCUGAUUUAUCAACACUCACUACCAUGUUUUCAAACAAAGGUCUAACUAUAAAUGACCUCACAGUCCUUUCUGGUGCACACACAAUAGGCCAAGGAGAAUGUCAAUUUUUCAGAACUCGCAUAUACAAUGAAACAAACAUUGACACAAGCUUUGCUACCUUAAGAAAAUCCAAUUGUCCUGUUUCUGGUGGUGACACCAAUUUAGCACCUCUUGAUACUCUCACUCCAACAACUUUUGACAACAAUUACUAUAAAGAUCUUAUUGCAAGCAAAGGUCUUUUCCAUUCUGAUCAAGUUCUUUUCAAUAAUGGCACUCAAGAUAAUUUGGUUAGGACUUAUAGUACCAAUGGUGCUAAAUUUUCUAGUGACUUUGCUGUUGCUAUGGUGAAAUUGAGUAAAAUUAGUCCUCUCACUGGGACUAAUGGGGAGAUUAGAAAGAAUUGUAGACUUGUAAAUUGAUCAUGAGUUGGAGGGCAUAUUAGCUAUUGACUAAUUAUAGGUCAAAAUCAUAAGACUUGACUAAAUAUUCGACACAUUGGCAAUUGUAGUAUUGUUGUUGCUUUUUUAUUUUGAUAAUUUGAAUGUUUGUAUUUCCACAAAUACAUAAAAAUUGUUAUAUAUAUUUGUUGUUUCUUUUACUUCAGUUAAUUAAUGGAUCAAAAUUAUUUUA
Cicer arietinum (chickpea) is the source of this 1298-nucleotide messenger RNA. RefSeq names its product peroxidase P7-like. The record is from RefSeq and is a predicted model, not a curated record. Gene Ontology annotation, molecular function: heme binding; peroxidase activity. Gene Ontology annotation, biological process: hydrogen peroxide catabolic process; response to oxidative stress. Lineage: Eukaryota; Viridiplantae; Streptophyta; Magnoliopsida; Fabales; Fabaceae.